Messenger RNA from Closterium sp. NIES-65, 921 nucleotides. The record is from the annotation of a GenBank genome assembly. Lineage: Eukaryota; Viridiplantae; Streptophyta; Zygnematophyceae; Desmidiales; Closteriaceae.
AUGGUGCAGUCGCUGCGAGAGAAACACCCGGCUAGCACUGGCGAGGUACCACAGUGGGUCCGCGAUUUCACCGUCGAUACUGCUCAGCGGCCUUCACUCACGACCGACAUCCUGGCCAGAGCUAUCCAUACAGCCACUCGAGCUUCAGCAGCAGGGCCAUCGGGGUGGGUCACAGAGCCUCUGCGCGACACCUUCCUCACUGAACCUUCGUGCCUUUCCCACCUGUUGGAAGUGUUCAACCAAUGGGUGGCGGGACAGGUCCCCGAGCGGGCUCGGCCGUGGCUCGCCGCAUCCAACCUAGUCGAGCUUUCCAAGCCUAACGGCGACGUCCGGCCGGUGGCGAUCGGGGAGGUGCUUCUUCGUAUCCUUGCUCGAGCUCUCUACAUCUUGCUCCGCCCUCCGAUGGUUUCCUACUUCCUGCCGUGCAACCAGCUGGGAGCGGGCACCAGGGUCGGGGCGGAGAUUCUCGCUCAUUCUUUCCGGUCAGCGCUGGCCACUCACCCCGACUGCGACCUGUACCUCCGAGCAGGCCCUUUCGUACAGAGCCUCGAGUCAGCACGGGGAUCGAGGCAGGGGGACCCGCUCGGCCCUUUUCUUUUCGCGUUCACGCAGCAGCAGGUGAUGGAGCCGGUUACUAGGGAGUUCAAGGACCUGCUUUUCCUCAUCUAUGCAGACGAUACCUAUAUUUUGGGGCCAGCGGCUAGGAUUUUGGAGGCUUUUGGGGUGCUGCGGGAGCGGUUGGAGUGGGUGGGGCUGGAGGUGCAGGCGCACAAGUGCCGGUUUUGGGAGCGCGAGGGCAAGGAGGUGGAGCGGGCACUGCCAUUGGGGAUGCAGCGGGUGGAUGAGGGUCUUACUGUGGUGGGCAUGCCUAUAGGGGAGGAGGUUUGGGAGGUGGUCCGGCUACGGAAGCGGCUUCGAUAG